CAAACGCGGUAUGCAUCUCCUCUUCCCUCCCGCAGUUUCUUCUCUCUCAUAACUUUCCGGCGACCACCAUAAAAACGUCAAGACUCCUCUCCGGCGGUCACACCUCAAUCAAUUCUUCACUGUUUUUGGUCGACGGAGAAAAAGGGUAUUAUAUAAUUACGAUGACGAAGCAAAAGAAGCAGUUAGCUUACAUAUCAGUACCUUCUCAGAUCAUCGGAACUCUUUCAUCUUCAUCUCUUCAAUCACUCCUUCUCUCUCCUAAGAAAUCUUCCUGCAGCAAUACCAGAUUCUGGAAAAGUCCAAAGUUCUGGUUUUUGUCCCUCUUUCUAUUCACCUUCAUUGGAAUGUUAAAGAUGUGGUUCAAUCUGGAACCCUGCUAUCUCACUCGUGAUCAAGAUCCUCCAUUUUCAGAUGGGUUUUCGAAUUCCAAGCUCGUCGUUGCUCCGACAAGAGAGAAAGUCAUGAAAACAGAGAUGGCGUUCUGGAAACAACCGGAUGGGAAAGGGUAUAGACCUUGUUUGGAUUUCAGUCGUGAAUAUAGAAAAGCAAGCAGUGAGAUUGUUAAAGACAGGAAAAAGUAUUUGAUGAUUGUCGUCUCCGGCGGAAUGAAUCAACAGAGAAAUCAAAUUGUUGAUGCAGUCGUGAUUGCUAGAAUUAUUGGAGCCACUCUUGUUGUUCCAACCUUACAAGUCAAUGUAAUUUGGGGAGAUGACAGUGAAUUCUCUGACAUAUUCGAUCUGGAUCAUUUCAAGAAAUCUCUGUCAAAUGAUAUCCAUAUAGUUUCAUCACUCCCAUCAACUCAUCUGAUGUCGAGGCCGGUGGAGGAUAAGAGAAUGCCGGCAAAUGUCUCGCCGGAGUGGAUCCGAUCGCAUUAUCUCAGAAAGUUUAGGAGAGAUGGGGUAUUGCUAUUACGUGGUCUUGAUUCGAGGCUUUCUAAAAACCUUCCAUCGGAUCUUCAAAAACUUCGAUGCAAGGUUGCAUUUGAGAGUCUUAAAUUUGCACCGAAGAUUCUGGAAUUAGGAAAUAAGCUUGCAGAAAGAAUGAGAAGCAAAGGACCUUACCUAGCUCUUCAUUUAAGAAUGGAAAAGGAUGUAUGGGUCAGGACGGGUUGCCUGCCCGGAUUGAAACCGGAGUACGAUGAAAUCAUCCGCCGUGAGAGAGAGCUGAGACCGGAGCUCUUAACUUCGAAAACAAACAUGACAGCCCAUGAACGCCGCCUUUCUGGACUCUGCCCGUUAAAUGCGAUGGAAGUGACGAGGUUAAUUAAGGCACUUGGAGCUCCAAAAGAUGCUAGAAUUUAUUGGGCAGGUGGAGAACCGUUUGGUGGGAAAUUAGAAGCAUUGAUGCCAUUGAUAAAGGAGUUUCCUAAUUUGUUUAAUAAAGAAGAACUUGCUUUGGAAGGAGAAUUGGACAUGUUUAAGAACAGAGCUUCUUUAAUGGCGGCGAUUGAUUAUAUUGUUGCUGAGAAGAGUGAUGUUUUCAUGGCUUCUCAUGGCGGAAACAUGGCUCAUGCCAUACAGGGACAUAGGGCAUAUGCAGGGCACAAGAAAUUCAUAACGCCCAACAAAAGACAGAUGUUGCCUUACUUUUUGAAUUCGUCAUCUUCAUCUCUAAGUGAGGAAGAGUUUAAUGGGAUUAUGGUGGAUCUUCACCGUGAUAACAUGGGUCAACCGGAGAUAUCGACGGAAAAAAUGGUGAGAGAUGUCACAAAGUUCCCCGUCAGCGGAUGCAUGUGUAAUGAUCAUCGGUGAUAAAGCCGGGGGAAGAAGGACAGCAAAAGUCCUUAAUGAAGACUGACUUGUAAUUAAUUCAUGAACACGGCGGGCGGUUACACGGGAGAGUUAAAGAUGGAAUUUUUGCAGAUUGAUUCUUUUAUUCUUUUAUUACAAGAAUUCGAGUGAAUUUGAUAUGUAAAGUCUCUUAUUGCAUUGGAUUUGUAUAUACCAUGUAAAAAAAAAGUCAAUUCUUUUGUAUAAUAAAUAAUAACAUAUACACAUUUCUUU
Messenger RNA from Impatiens glandulifera, 2003 nucleotides. RefSeq names its product O-fucosyltransferase 20-like. The coding region runs from base 162 to 1751 and encodes 529 amino acids. Lineage: Eukaryota; Viridiplantae; Streptophyta; Magnoliopsida; Ericales; Balsaminaceae. Gene Ontology annotation, cellular component: cytoplasm. The transcript has 5 exons. The record is from RefSeq and is a predicted model, not a curated record.